UGGAGUAAUACUGGACUGUGGCACAGUGUCACAGCUGCGUAGCUGUGGGAGUUAUUGAAAAAGACAGGCUGUGAAAAAAUAUACAUUGCAUGUUUUUUUUUAGGUAUUCUCCUAAGGAGAACCCACAAAGAUACGUAAAAAUGCCUGGAAUGAUGGAUAAAGGGUCGGAGUAUCUAGGAAAGGGACGCUCAAACGGAACAAAAAACCCUUCAAAUGCAUCGAAUGGACAUUUUUCUGAUGAGAGUGGCAGUGACGACGAGCACGAUGUCGGAAUGCGUGUGGGGUCCGAUUAUCAAGCCAAUAUACCCGAAUUUGAUCAUGGUUCUACCAAAUACAGUGAUAAAGAUAGUGGGGGAAUGUUGGUGUGGUCUCCAUAUCAUACCAUUGUCGACCCAAAAUUGGAUGAAUAUAUUGCCAUUGCAAAAGAGAAGCAUGGAUAUAAUGUUGAGCAGGCAUUGGGCAUGCUGUUCUGGCACAAGCACAACAUUGAAAAAUCCCUAGCAGACCUUCCCAACUUCACCCCCUUCCCCGACGAGUGGACCGUGGAGGAUAAGGUUCUGUUUGAACAAGCCUUCAGCUUCCAUGGAAAAAGCUUCCACAGGAUUCAACAAAUGUUACCAGACAAAUCCAUAUCCAGCCUUGUGAAGUAUUACUACUCCUGGAAGAAGACCCGGUCCAGAACCAGCCUGAUGGACCGCCAGGCCAGAAAGCUGGCAAACCGAAAUGCCCAAGAUGAAAGUGAUGAAGAAAUGGAGGAGGCCAACCCCAUCGAAGCAAACGAUAGUGAUUAUGACCCCACCAAGGAGACGAAAAAAGAGAGCCACACGGAGCCCCAGCCCCUGAGCUCCUCCAAGAUUGGGCUCGGCCGACGGGAGCACCUGACGCUCAUGCACCGGCACCACUCGCAGCGUUCCAAGUGCCGGCCGCCCAAAGGCAUGUACCUGACCCAGGAGGAUGUGGUGGCAGUGUCGUGCAGCUCCAGCGCUGCCAACACCGUCCUUAGGCAGCUGGACAUGGAGCUGGUGGGCCUCAAAAGACAGGUUCAAAAUGCAAAGCAACUGAACAGUGGUCUGAAACACAGGAUGGAAGCGGGCAUUGAUGACUUCAGGCUGCCGGAGUGCAGCCAAAAAGUUAAUGCUCGCUGGACAACAGAUGAACAGCUUCUGGCAGUUCAAGGUGUCCGGAAGUACGGGAAAGACUUCCAGGCCAUUGCCGACGUUAUCGGUAAUAAGACGGUAGGGCAGGUAAAGAACUUCUUUGUGAACUACCGCCGCCGGUUUAACCUGGAGGAGGUGCUGCAGGAGUGGGAGGCGGAGCAGGGAACUGGCACCCCCAACGGUGACACUACCACCUCUGGCGAGGAGGGGAAGAACAGCUCCAACACCCCUUCUGGGAAGAGUAUGGACGAAGAGGAGGAGGAGGGCCAGGUGACCCCCUCGUCAGGCCCUUCUCCCGCUGCCACUUCCUCUUCAACUUUCCAAACCCUGGUGACAUCGUCGGCAACUUCGCUCAACCAGCCGCCCCCGCUCCUACGGCCCUCUCUGCCAGCCACCCCGGCCCUCCACAGGCAGCCGCCCCCUCUCCAGCAGCAGGCCCGCUUCCUACAGCCCCGGCCCGCGCUCAACCAGCCCCCCCCACUCAUCCGGCCAUCCAACCCACCCCCGCGCCUCAAUCCCCGGCCGCUUGCUCCGACCUCAGCCCCCACCUCCACAGGGUGCCCAGGUUCCAGCCAGCCGCCCCCCACCCUGGUGGGCAUCCCAUCGGAGACGCCGUCCUCCUCGCUGCACUAAGUGUGUGCUGUGCAAUGGCGAAGGAAGACAACGGAAAAGUCGGUGGUCGUUUUUUUUUUUUACUUGGUCGUUUUGUUUCCUUGUAUUUUUCUUGACAAUGAUCCGUUGUGUUCCUGAAAGUUGUCAAUCGUUGGUUGUUU
Oncorhynchus gorbuscha (pink salmon) is the source of this 1930-nucleotide messenger RNA. Its product is annotated as REST corepressor 3-like. Gene Ontology annotation, biological process: regulation of transcription by RNA polymerase II; negative regulation of DNA-templated transcription. Gene Ontology annotation, cellular component: histone deacetylase complex; transcription regulator complex. Gene Ontology annotation, molecular function: transcription corepressor activity. The record is from RefSeq and is a predicted model, not a curated record. NCBI's taxonomy places the organism in Eukaryota, Metazoa, Chordata, Actinopteri, Salmoniformes, Salmonidae.